GCACCCAUAGAGAAUGGCGGGCUAGAGUGACUUUCGACACCAGGCUACUCUUCGCUGAUGUGCGAAGCCAAGUCAUUUAGGCCUCUCGCGCUUCCCGUAGACGUGAAAAAAAAAGUAACACCCUCUUUUUGGAUCUGCUAUCGAAGGGAGCCAAGCAAAAGCAAUGCGGGAAUCUACCACUUGAAAGUGUGAGGAGGGGAGUCGAGGCUCCUCUUUGAAGAGAAGGGAUUGAAACUUUGACUAUUGGGGAUUUUUUUCUUACUGUUUGCCCAGCCUUAUGGAUUGUGGAGUUCUUGAGGCCCAGCUUACCCUGCACCAUGCGGUGUCUCCUCGUCAGCCAGGACAAGCGUCAUGAUCCCAUUGUGCUGCCUGAUGCUAUAACUGUAAUUCUGGGCAGGGGCCCCGAGUCACGAGUCACGGAUAAGAAAUGUUCUCGGACACAAGUGGAAUUGCUGGCAAACUAUGCCUACCGAUCAGUUCGAGUCACACAGCGAGGGGUGAACCCUACAUCGGUGGAGGAAAUACAUCUGCGUUGUGGGGACAGCACAACACUCCAGGAAGGAGAGACUCUGUUCUUGGUGAAUAGAUUGUAUCCAUACCACGUUCGUUUUGAGCAAGAUCCCAGCUCCCCAAAGAAAAACCUGCUACAUUUCUUCAGUCCCAAACGCCCUCUGAAAGAAGAGGAGGAGGUGGAGGAGAAGGACAGAAAGGCCCAGACAGCCAAGCGAAUCAAGUCUUCCUCCCCUUCUGAGGAUGAGGAAGAAGACGAAGAUGACCCCCAUGUGACUGAGAAACUAAGGCAGUUGCAGGAGACGGCAGCUCUGGCAGAAGAGACCCAUCCAUCGCCCCAGAAACAGCCUGCCUAUCAGAUGGCUCCCCAGCCCCGUGACUCCUGGGAGGACCAUGGCAAGCUCCUGGUCUUUACAAAGAAAGGAGUGGUGCCCAGCUCCAAAGUGGCAGGCUUUGAUCUAGAUGGGACUCUCAUCACUACUCAAUCUGGGAAAGUGUUCCCAACCAGCCCUGAUGACUGGAGGAUCCUGUACCCUGAAGUCCCCCGUAAGCUGAAGCAGCUUCAGAGUGAGGGUUAUAAGCUUGUGAUCUUCACCAACCAGAUGGGCAUUAGCCGUGGACGUCUAAGGCCUGAGGUUUUUAAAUCAAAAGCAGAAGCUGUGAUUGAGCGGCUGGGGGUUCCACUGCAGGUCUUUGUGGCAACUGGCGCUGGCAUUUACCGUAAACCUGUCCUUGGCAUGUGGGAUCAUCUAUGUGAGAAGGCAAAUGGUGGCUUAGCAAUAUCUUUGCAACAAAGUGUCUAUGUAGGAGAUGCAGCCGGGCGUCCAGCAAACUGGGCCCCUGGACAUAAGAAGAAGGAUUUCUCUUGCAGCGAUCGCCUGUUUGCUCUGAAUGUUGGGCUGCCCUUCUACACGCCUGAAGAGUAUUUUCUAGGCUGGAAAAAGGCACCAUUUGUACUCCCCAAUUUUGACCCGAGGACUCUAGAUCCCAAAGCGCGCCUUUAUGACCCUCCAGAAGCAUGUCUGACUUCAUCCUCCUCAGAACUGGUUGUAGCUGUUGGCUUCCCUGCUGCUGGCAAGUCAACUUUUUUGAAGAAACAUUUGGUCUCUGUUGGUUAUGUCCAUUCCAACCGAGACACACUUGGUUCCUGGCAGAAAUGUGUAGCUAUGUGCCAGGCAUCACUGCAAGCAGGGAAGCGUGUAGUAGUGGACAAUACCAAUCCUGACCUGGAAUCAAGACAGAGGUUCAUUGAGUGUGCUAAGGAGGCGGGUGUUCCCUGCCGUUGUUUCCUCUUCACUGCGUCAUUGGAACAAGCUAAGCAUAACAAUAGAUUUCGGGAGAUGACGGAAAAGGGACACGUGCCUGUCAAUGAUAUUGUUCUGAACACUUACAAGAGCAAGUAUGUGGAACCAUCACUAGAAGAAGGUUUCUCUGAAAUCCUCAAGAUUCAUUUUGUACCUCAGUUUGCAGACUCUCAAAAGGAAUCACUUUACCGUCUAUUUUCGGAAGGAUGACAGCAAACCCACAGGACAUCAGCACCCUGGCCCCAUUACUAAACACCAUGUCCGACCUGGUCUUUUGGAAAUGCACUGCCUUUGCCUCAGAAGGCAUGAAUCUGAAGUGUUUGAGCUCCCCCUGCUGGUCAGAGGGCAACCUUGGUUUAAGCAUGAUUUCUUUGGAAUAUUUUUUUGGAAGUAAUGCAAAAUAAAGGUUUUGAAACCCAAA
Molecule: messenger RNA, 2235 nt
Organism: Anolis carolinensis (green anole)
Lineage: Eukaryota; Metazoa; Chordata; Lepidosauria; Squamata; Anolidae
Gene: pnkp
Product: polynucleotide kinase 3'-phosphatase
Exons: 17
Coding region: 318-2024 (568 amino acids)
Biological process (GO): DNA repair
Cellular component (GO): nucleus
Molecular function (GO): double-stranded DNA binding; polynucleotide 3'-phosphatase activity; ATP-dependent polydeoxyribonucleotide 5'-hydroxyl-kinase activity
Source: RefSeq, a predicted model, not a curated record